Peniophora sp. CBMAI 1063 is the source of this 1326-nucleotide messenger RNA. The record is from the annotation of a GenBank genome assembly. Lineage: Eukaryota; Fungi; Basidiomycota; Agaricomycetes; Russulales; Peniophoraceae.
AUGCUUCGUACAUUAACCUACCGCUCGCACUUCCUGCCGCGUGCUGCGCACAGCGUACGCGGCUUCGCGAGCACAAUGGCUGCGCGCAAGAUUGCGGUCGCGAACCCUGUCGUCGAGCUCGACGGAGACGAGAUGACGCGUAUCAUCUGGAAGAAGAUCCGCGAGGAGCUCAUUCUUCCCUACGUCGACCUGAACAUCAAAUACUAUGACUUGGGACUGGAGUAUCGCGACAAGACAAACGAUGAGGUCACGGUCGAGUCUGCGAAGGCCAUCCUCAAAUACAACGUCGGCAUCAAGUGCGCAACAAUCACGCCCGAUGAGGCUCGCGUGAAGGAGUUCAGCCUCAAGCAGAUGUGGCGCUCGCCGAACGGCACCAUUCGCAACAUCGUGGGCGGCACCGUCUUCCGCGAGCCGAUCAUGCUGCAAAGUAUCCCACGACCUGUCCCAGGAUGGAAGAACCCCAUCUGCAUCGGCCGCCAUGCUUUCGGUGACCAGUACCGCUCGACGGACUUUGUGGCGCCAGGACCUGGAAAGCUGCAGCUCGUGUACACUCCGCCAAACGGCGAGCCUACCGUGAUGGAUGUCUAUGACUUCCAGGGAGGAGGUGUCGCCAUGGCCAUGUACAACACCGACGAGAGUAUCACUGGCUUCGCGCAUUCUUCAUUCAAAAUGGCGCUGGCGAAGAAGAUGCCGCUCUUUAUGUCGACGAAGAACACGAUCUUGAAGAAGUACGACGGGCGCUUCAAGGAUAUCUUCCAAGACAUCUACGAGUCCACAUACAAGGCAGACUUCGAAGCCGCCGGUAUCUACUACGAGCACCGUCUCAUCGACGACAUGGUUGCGCAGGCGCUGAAGAGCUCUGGCGGCUUCGUCUGGGCGUGCAAGAACUACGAUGGCGAUGUCCAGAGCGAUAUCCUCGCGCAGGGCUUCGGCAGCUUAGGUAUGAUGACGAGUGAACUGCUCACUCCCGACGGUCUCACGAUCGAGUCCGAGGCGGCCCACGGCACGGUAACGCGUCACUAUCGCGAGUACCAGAAGGGUAAUGAAACCUCCACCAACCCCGUCGCCUCCAUCUUCGCCUGGACUCGCGGUCUGAUUCACCGCGCGAAGCUCGACAACAACGCCGCUCUUGAGGCCUGGGCGAAGGACCUUGAGGCGGCCUGUGUUGAGGUCAUUGACGGAGACGGCGUGAUGACCAAGGAUCUUGCCCUCGCCAUUCACGGAAAGGCCAUGAAGCGCGAGCACUGGGUCGUCACGGAUGUGUACAUGGACGCUGUGAAGUCCAAGCUUGACUCGAAGCUCAAGGCUCGCAACGCGAAGUUGUAG